CACAUCCCGUGGAACACAGGGGCCGGUGCCGGGUCUUCAGGAAGCCUCUUCCACUUCCACCACAACGUGUGUUUUCUCAAAAGCAAAAGACUUGACUCACUUUGUGCACAAUGGGUCGCCGCAAGUCGAAAAGAAAACCUCCUCCUAAGAAGAAGCUGACUGGAGAUCUGGACUCUCAGUUCACCUGUCCCUUCUGCAACCACGAGAAGUCCUGUGAUGUCAAAAUGGAGAGAAGCAGAAACACUGGAAUCAUAUCCUGCACAGUGUGCUUGGAGGAGUUCCAGACGCCCAUCACCUAUCUGUCGGAGGCAGUCGACGUGUACAGUGAUUGGAUAGAUGCCUGUGAAGCAGCCAAUCAGUAGCCCCCGUGAAGCUGGAUGACUUUCAGGAACUUAAAGAGGAUGAGGAUGUGGCACAUUGGGAGCAAACUGGUCAGAGGAUGUUUUGGAAACUUUUAAAUUGUUCAGAGGUUUCCAUGUGGUCCUUUUCAGAUUUACCGUUUGUGUGAAGUACAGCAAAGAGCACAAUUUCAAGUUUGACCUGAAUUGUCUUCACACAUUGAGCGGGGCUUUCUUUUUUCGAUAUUUUUUUUUGUUUGGGUCUCAAAAAUCCUUUUUUAAAUUGUAUUAUCUGGCAGUGUUAAUUAUUUUUGGUUAGUAUUACCAGAUAGAGACCUGUGUGGAUCUCAUUCUCUAUCAUACACUGACGGUUCAGGCCCGAUAUUACCGGUUGUGUCCACAGUCCUCCUCAUCCUCACAAAGACAGUUGUGUCACAACAUUAGGUCAUUCCACUGGUUAGAGGAACGGGAAUGUGUAAGAUUUACGCUUAGCUGCUAAAACCAAAGGUUUUGAAUUGUUCUUGAAUCAUUCAGUUUUUCAGUUGAUUGUAUGUUUUGGGCUUACAUGUUCAAAUAAAAAAAUCCCCAAAAAUCUAAUGAUCUUUGUUAUGAAGCGCAUAUUCCGUGUAAUUUUCUUCUGAAAUCAAAUGUUUAUAUUGAGUGUUUAUUUUCCUAUGCAACAGCCAAUAGUGUUGAAAAGCAAGCUGCUUUUUUUUUAUGUAAUGCACUUGAUAAGUGUGAUCUUGGAAAUAAAGGAGCAAUAAGACUUGA
Anoplopoma fimbria (sablefish) is the source of this 1109-nucleotide messenger RNA. Its product is annotated as transcription elongation factor 1 homolog. Gene Ontology annotation, cellular component: transcription elongation factor complex. The coding region runs from base 111 to 362 and encodes 83 amino acids. The record is from RefSeq and is a predicted model, not a curated record. The transcript has 4 exons. Gene Ontology annotation, molecular function: RNA polymerase II complex binding. NCBI's taxonomy places the organism in Eukaryota, Metazoa, Chordata, Actinopteri, Perciformes, Anoplopomatidae. Gene Ontology annotation, biological process: transcription elongation by RNA polymerase II.